Fonticula alba is the source of this 1023-nucleotide messenger RNA. RefSeq lists its product as hypothetical. The record is from RefSeq and is a predicted model, not a curated record. The transcript has a single exon. Bases 1 to 1023 code for a protein of 340 amino acids. Lineage: Eukaryota; Rotosphaerida; Fonticulaceae.
AUGAGCGGUCGGCGCGCUGCAGGUCGUACCCCUGGGGACCUUUCCAGUGCUGAGCUGGACCAGCUCCUGGCCGUUGAUGCCGAUGUGGGUGACGAGGGCAUGCUCAUGAGGCCAUCUGCCCGGUCGGUAAGCAUGGCCACCUCGCGCUAUUCCGUGUCCGGGCAUUCUGGCCCCGAGCCAAUUCGUCGACGCCUGGACCGGCGCCUUGUGGCAGCCCUGGUGGGCGAGGCCACCGGGACUCGCCAAAAUGUGGCCGGGCUGCCCCCACCAGCGCCUGAGCCUCCCGCCGCCCGGCCCAGCCCGACAGCACGCCCCCUUCCCCGGAAUGGCAUCCUACCGGCCGAUCAACGGGCACGCCUCUCGCGCGCCCUGGCCGAAAUGGGCCAAAGCAACAGCAUCUUCGAUGCGAGGUCCGGUGGCCUGCCGGUCGACGAUGUCGGUUUGCCCGAGGGCUUCUCCGCGGCACUGUCCGGGCCGGGGAUUGCCUCCGGUGCUGUUGCCAUCCGCGGCCGUGGCCAAUCCGGAACUCGGCUUUUGGACCAGGCAUUUGCGGCGGCCUCCUCCUCUUCCUCGGAUGAGGGAUCAGAUGCGGACACUCCACAUGAAGAUGAGCAUGACCAGCCUGCCGGCAAGCGCCAAACUGUGCCGACAACGCAUGGAAACCCGGCGCCCGGGGCUGCUCGCCGGCCAGUCUCUCGAGCCUGGUCCACAGCCACGCUGGAUGCUGCCCGGCGUCGGCUCCGAGCCAGCCUCCUGCCUUUAGCUGAAGGUGUCCCCUCGGGAGGACGUCCCCUCCGCGACCCAUCGGCCCUCGCCGAGUCCCCAAUGGGCAGCCACUCGACCAGUGGUUCGGAUUCCGACACGCAGGAGCAAAGGCCAGCGCGAGAGCGCCGGGGCGGCCGGCGGCGGUCGCGCAGCCGGAGCCGCUCGCGCGAUCGUCGCCAUUGUCACGAUCGAGGCCGUGGUCGUAGCCGGAGCCCGGAUUCCUCGCGGCCCCGACGCCGGAGACACCGCCGGGAGUAG